Myodes glareolus (Bank vole) is the source of this 508-nucleotide messenger RNA. The record is from RefSeq and is a predicted model, not a curated record. NCBI's taxonomy places the organism in Eukaryota, Metazoa, Chordata, Mammalia, Rodentia, Cricetidae.
UGUUCACAGCCCCUCGAGGGAGAAACAACGCACUGCUUGGUGGUGGAGAAAUUUGGGAAGGAACCUAAGGAAUCACUGUCCGACAUGGACCUCCCAUCCUCCACUAGUGAUGUGCCGAUGGUAGCGAACGGGUCAUUCCUUAUGGUGAAGACAAAGGCGGCUUACAAGCAGUAUCCACCAAGCAUCCUGUAUGGAAAGGGAUUGAAGACAAGCAAGCGGGGAAAGCGCGCCACGAAAAAGACCAUCAGAAAGAGGGAUGGCGAUGAGGCGGCAGCACCCGAGCCAAAGAAAAUCAAAGAGUCACUGGUGACCGAAAUGCCUCAACCUCUGGCGGAGCAACCGGAAAAGCCAGCCGAGGAGCAGGCGACCGAAAAGCCAGCCGAGGAGCAGGCGACCGAAGAACCAAGUGAACCCGUAGCUGCAGCUGCUGAUGAGGGGGGAAGCCAAUAAGAUGGCUAUCUCGAAGAUGGGGAAUCCCCAAAUCUAUGAUUAAAUAAAAUUGAAAUUG